AUGUUUCACAGGAUUAGAAUUGAUAUUUAUUAUCCAGAAUAUGGCUUUGCAAUCGAAGUACAAGGCGUACAACACAAAAAAUAUAUCAAAUUCUUCCAUAAUGGUGAUCCUAAUAAUUUUAUAAAACAGCAAACACAGGAUCAAUUCAAGAAAGAAUUAUGUGAAGAGAAUCAGAUUGCACCAAGGAUUAUACAAUUGUUGUCUUACGAAGUAUGGAAUCACCGUCAUCGAGCACCAGUAUCGAAUACCAUUCAGAAACCUUGUUCCAUAUUUGCCAUACUCACCUCAUCUCUUGCGUUUAAUACAUUUCGAAUGCAAAUAUGA
Messenger RNA from Funneliformis geosporum, 324 nucleotides. Lineage: Eukaryota; Fungi; Glomeromycota; Glomeromycetes; Glomerales; Glomeraceae. The record is from the annotation of a GenBank genome assembly.